GAUGCGCCUAUGAUGAGAAAGUGCACUCAUUAGUUUGCGAGAAGUGUUGUUUUGAAGUAUUUGUGGUACUGUAGGUUACUACUUCGUUGCUAGGAUAUUUGCGUAAUUAUGACGGACUUUGAUAUUGCAGCAAAGCCAUUGCUGCCGGGCUCAGACAAACUAGCCGGCGAGGAGGGAUCUGAAGAAAAUCAAGAGAGUCGGACUCUGUUAAUGGUGGCAAUGAUUCUGCUGGACCUAAAUCAGUGUAUUCCGAGCGCGCUUGGCAGCGGCAUCAGCACCAAAUGUAUGGUGGACAGCGAUGCGGAGAAUCAAGUCGGUGUGAGGGACAACCGCGAGAAAUGUGGGUUUACAGAGCGCUGCAGAAAGGCCACGAGCAGGGUGAAAAGGACACGGAACAGACAGACCGACAGACUGCAUGUGGCAGUGGAGAAAAGACACUGUUGUCCGUAUGCUGGCUGUGGUAAAAUAUAUGGCAAAUCGUCCCAUCUUAAGGCGCACUUCAGAGUACACACCGGUGAGCGACCCUUUCAGUGCACCUGGCCUGGCUGUGCGAAGAAAUUCUCGCGCUCGGACGAACUGACGCGACACUUCCGCACGCACACUGGGGAGAAGCGUUUCAUGUGCCCACUCUGCGACAAAUGCUUCAUGCGAAGCGAUCAUCUCACCAAGCACGCCCGUAGACACGUCGGUUUCCACCCCAAUAUGCUCCAGGGUCCCACCGGACGAAGACGACGCUCUUCUGCGUCCAUAUCAUCCUCUGGAUCCGGUGAUCAUGUGUCUGCUGGUGUCUGA
Myxocyprinus asiaticus (Chinese sucker) is the source of this 792-nucleotide messenger RNA. Its product is annotated as Krueppel-like factor 9. The coding region runs from base 109 to 792 and encodes 227 amino acids. Gene Ontology annotation, molecular function: DNA-binding transcription factor activity, RNA polymerase II-specific; RNA polymerase II cis-regulatory region sequence-specific DNA binding. The record is from RefSeq and is a predicted model, not a curated record. NCBI's taxonomy places the organism in Eukaryota, Metazoa, Chordata, Actinopteri, Cypriniformes, Catostomidae. Gene Ontology annotation, biological process: regulation of transcription by RNA polymerase II. The transcript has 2 exons.